Molecule: messenger RNA, 1962 nt
Organism: Dioscorea cayenensis subsp. rotundata (Guinea yam)
Lineage: Eukaryota; Viridiplantae; Streptophyta; Magnoliopsida; Dioscoreales; Dioscoreaceae
Product: chromatin modification-related protein EAF1 A-like
Cellular component (GO): NuA4 histone acetyltransferase complex
Source: RefSeq, a predicted model, not a curated record
GGUAGCGCCAGACAGUUGUUUCAACGCCUUCAAGGGCCAAUGGAAGAGGAUACCCUAAAGGUGCAUUUUGAAAAGAUAAUUUUGAUCAGACAUCAACGCCAUUCAUGCAGGAGUCAGAACGAUGGCCAAGAAAUGAAGCAAUAGUUCCAGCUCAUAACUCUCAUGUUGUGGCUCUUUCACAAGUUAUCCCAAACAACUUGAGUGGUGGCAUAUUGACGCCACUUGAUCUGUGUGAUUCAAUCAUAUCAAGCCCAGACGUUACUACACUUGGCUAUCAGGGAUCUCAUACAAGUGGUUUGGCUAUCACAAGUCAUCCAGGCUCUGUAACCCCUGUUCUUCCUACCACUAGUGCAAACAAUGUGUUACAAACCUCUCCUGGAAUGGUCCUAUGCAGUGGUUUACCUUCACCUUCUAACCCUCUAAGUGCUGCUUCUAGGGAUGCCCAGAGAAAUAGUAUGCCUAUAUCUGUUUCUUUACCCGUUGAUGAACAGCAAAGAAUGCGAUACAACCAAAUGCUUUCUGGUAGAAAUGUUCAGCAAUCUGGUUUGCCUGUUCCUGGAAACUUACCUGUGGAUCGAGGAAUGAUGUCUACUAGUGCGAUGGGGAUGAUGUGUGGGAUGAACCGGGGAAUGCCCUCCAUGCCUAGAGCAGGGUUUCAAGGAAUUAAUUCCCCAGAGAUGCUUAACAUGGUGCCUACUAGUGCGAUGAUGCUUUCAGGAAAUGGUGUUACAAAUCCUGUCACUGCUCACCAAGGGAACUCAAUGUUGAGGCCUCAUGAUACUAUGCAUAUGCUUCGGCCUGGUCAGACUACUGAGGAACAUAGGCAGAUGAUGCAAGAACUGCAAAUGCAGGUUUCUCCGGGGAGUGGUCAGGCUGUCGGCACGUUCAAUGGUAUGAGUGGCCCUUUCUCUAAUGCAUCUGUCUCUCCUCCUGUUCAGACAUUCCCAGUGCAUCAGCAUCAAAAGCCACAUCUAUUGGGCAAUUGUCACGCUCAUAUUCAAGGUUCUAACCAUUCAAGUCCUCAGCAGCAGGCCUAUGCUACUCGAUAUCUUACCUCAACCACAAGCAUCUUUUCCCAGCUCCAAUGCAAUUUCACCUAUACAAAACAGUUCUCAAACUUCAACAGCAAACACAAUUGUCAACCUCUGCCAGCUCAACCACUACUGCAGCAACAACAACAACAGCAGCGUCAGACAAAUACAAUCCUCAUCUGAUACAGUUCAAGGUAAUCAGCUGGUUUCUGGUACGUCAGUGGUCCAAUGCACAGAUUCAGUCAAUCCCACUUCUGUGGCGUCCUCUUCAACACAGUGGAAAGCAGAACCUUCACAUGAUAUAAGCAUGCCAUCUUAGAGUGCUCACUUGGCUAGUUCACCCCAAGAAAAUCUGCUGACUAAUGACACAGUAGCACCCCCUUUGAGUCAAGCUUCCUCACAGAGGCAGUUUUCAGGCUCAAUGCAUGGACAUGGAAUUGGAGGGCAGUGGCAGCAACAGCAGCAACCUCAGUCACAACAAUCACAACCAUCUCAGCAUCAGCAUCGGCAAACAUCACAAACUAAUUUAUAUGUGCAAUCUUCGAACUCAGGGCCUGUACAAAUGAUGCUAUUGUACAGGCGGUGAGAGCUGGGCUGGGGCAUGCUAUCAUGAUCUUGGCUUUGUGCUUAGAACUUACCGUAUUCUCAAGCACUUGUAAGCCAGGUACUAAGCCAAUUGUCUCACCUUAUGUAAUGUUCUGUUUUUUUAACUUCACCAGCUAAUUCUCUCCAUUGGCAGAAGAGCUCAAAUUCUGUAAUGUUUGUAAUGCUAGUCGAUAUUAUACUGGAUUUUUUUUUAAGCUUGUGCAAUAUAGUAUGGUUCUUAUUCAAGUGUGUACAUCCUCUCUGAGACACUUUUAGUAGUUCAUGAGGAGCUGCUUCCUCUUUAGUUUGUGCAUGGAAUCCAGUGUUUAUAAGAAUACUUAAUUCU